UGGACUCCAGCGACAAUAAAGCAAUACAUUCAAUUAUCAUGUAAUAUUAAACUCAUAAUGACUGCGCAAUGGGCUAUUCAUCCAGCUGGAAUAUACGUAUUAUGGAUAGACUUUUAAUGACAAAUAAAAGCAGCCAUUAUUUUCAGACUGGGGCUACUUCAAAAGUGUUCAAUAAAGGAACAUAUUAGAACAUAUUCUCUCUCUCUCUCUCUCUCUCUCUCUCUCUGUCUGUCACACACACACGGGUAGCUAUAAAAAGACCUUCACGAAACAACAACAGAUUCGUUAAACUUCCACCAGACACACAAAAGAGAAACAUCCAUUUAGUCUCAGAAACACUGAACAGACCAUUCGCUUGCUUUCAUGUUUAUUUAGGGCUCUUUAGAGGAAAUCUGCGUCGCUUGAACAAAUCGCUUAUUACUACUUCAACGUCAUCGCGCAUCGGUCAUAUUUCAUUAUUCAUUUGACCGUUUAACUCCACGAGCCUCAUAAAAGACAGCGCGAGGAGGAAGGCUGGAGAACGGCGAUGUGUGAAUGGCAGAUGGACGCGUGAAGCGCGCGCAGCAGCAGUAGCUGAGCGUUACUGCAGACGGCUCCACGACACUUUGGCGGCGCAGACAUGACAACUUUUGAUUUUUCCGACGUGGAGGCGUUUUUGGAUUGCCACCCGGAGCUCUUUGAGGAAUACCUCGUCAGGAAGGGGAAAUGCGACACCCUGAGCAGGUGGCUCAAAGAGCACCCGCCGUCCAAAACCUCUCCGGCGGCGGAGGAGAAGCGCGGCGCCGCGAGGGAUCCCUUCUGGCCCAUGAACCCCGACGGGCUGAAGCGCAGAUCGUCCCACAUGGAGCUCCGCAGGAACGCCGCCCGCUCCAAAGCGAUGACGGCGCACCGGACCUACGACGAGCACGUCAGUCUCGCGGCUCACGAGUCCCAGUCGAGCAUGCGACGGCGCGCGCUGCUGCGGAAAGCCAGUUCGUUGCCGCCGACCACGGCGCACAUCUUGAGCGCGCUGCUCGAGUCCCGGGUGAACGUGCCUCAGUAUGCCUCCAGCGCCAUCGACUACAAAUACAGACUUAAAGAGUCCAACGAGAGGGAGUUCUUCCUCGAGCUGGUCAAAGACAUUUCUAACGAACUUGACAUGACGAACCUCAGCUACAAGAUUCUUAUCAACGUGUGCAUCAUGGUGAACGCAGACAGGUGCUCGCUUUUCCUAGUGGAGGGACCGUCUCAUAAGAGGACGCUGGUGUCCAAGUUUUUUGACGUGCACUCGGGUACGACGGUGCGACCCUCUUCGAGCACUCUGGACUCAAACGAAGUCCAGGUUCCGUGGGGAAAAGGCAUAAUAGGUUAUGUAGCAGAACACGGAGAAACCGUCAACAUCCCGAACGCAUACGAGGACCAUCGUUUCAGUGAUGAAAUCGACAAGCUGACGGGCUAUAAGACUCAGUCCAUUCUGUGCAUGGCCAUCCGCAACAGCGACGGAGAAGUCAUCGGCGUAGUGCAGGCCAUCAACAAGAACCCCAGCGGGACUCCAUUCACAGAGGACGAUGAGAAGGUGCUUCAAAUGUAUCUACCAUUCUGUGGAAUAUCGAUCUCCAACGCCAAACUCUUCUCCGAAUCCCGCAAGGAGUAUGAGAGGAGCAGGGCCCUGCUGGAGGUGGUGAAUGAUCUGUUUGAGGAGCAGACGGACCUGGAGAAGAUCGUGAGAAAGAUAAUGCAGCGUGCGCUGACAUUGCUGCAGUGUGAGCGAUGCUCGGUGCUACUGCUGGAAGACAUCCACUCUCCCGUAGUAAAGUUCUCCCAGACCUUUGAGCUCAUGUCUCCGCUGUGCAGCGUCGAUCGUGACAUCAGCAUGGAGAAGGUGUCUUGUUCGGACUGGCUGAUCAAUAACAGCAUUGCUGAGUUGGUAGCAUCCACCGGGCUGCCUGUUAACAUCAGUGACGUCUGUCAGGACCCCCGCUUUGAUGCUGAGGCAGACCAGGCUUCUGGUUUUCAUAUCCGAUCAGUUUUAUGCGUCCCCAUCUGGAAUCGGACACAUCAGAUUAUUGGCGUUGCCCAGAUUCUGAAUCGCUUGGACAGAAAGACAUUUAAUGACGCAGAUCAAAGGUUAUUUGAGGCAUUUGUUAUUUUCUGCGGUCUGGGCAUUAACAACACAAUGAUGUAUAACCAGGUUAAAAAGACUUGGGCCAAGCAGUCUGUGGCUUUAGAUAUGUUGUCUUAUCAUGCUACAUGCUCCAAGGCAGAGGUUGAUCGACUGAAGGCUGCUAAGAUUCCCCUAAGCAGCGAGCUCGGGAUCGAUGAGCUCCACUUUAAUGACUUUUCUCUGGACAACGACGCCAUGAUCACUGCCUCCCUGCGGAUGUUUUUGGAGCUCGGUGUGGUGCAGAAAUUCAAAAUUGAUUACGAGGUGCUGUGCCGCUGGCUGCUUACCGUGAGGAAGAACUACCGCACCGUAGCCUAUCACAACUGGAGGCAUGCCUUCAACGUCUCGCAGUGCAUGUUUGUUAUGAUCACCACUGCUGGGUUCCAGGAGGUGCUGACAGACACCGAGACUCUUGCGCUUAUGGUUGGGUGUUUCUGCCAUGACCUCGACCAUCGUGGCACUAACAACGCCUUUCAGGCAAAGUCUGGCUCAGCACUUGCUCUCCUGUACGGAACAUCUGCCACGCUUGAGCAUCAUCAUUUCAACCACGCCGUCAUGAUCCUGCAAAGUGAGGGUCACAACAUUUUUGCAAAUCUAUCCUCCAAAGAGUACAGCAACAUGAUGCAGCUACUGAAACAGGCCAUUCUGUCCACAGAUCUCACCUUGUACUUCAAAAGAAGAACCAAGUUCUUUGAGUGUGUUUUGUCGGGACAGUUCAGUUGGAGUAAUGAAGAACAUAGAGACGUGUUUAGGUCUAUGCUGAUGACUGCGUGUGACUUGGGUGCAGUGACUCGACCAUGGGAGAUCUCAAAACAGGUGGCUGAAUUGGUGACCAGCGAAUUCUUUGAACAAGGUGACAGGGAAAGAUCAGAGCUGAAGCUUACACCGGCUGCCAUUUUUGAUCGCAAUCGUAAAGAUGAGCUUCCCGUGCUCCAGUUAGAAUGGAUUGAUGGAAUUUGCAAGCCGUUAUAUGAGGCGCUUGUGAAGUUGAAUAGGAAGCUUCAGCCGAUGGUAGAUGGAAUUGAUGCCAACCGAAAGAAGUGGGAGGAGCUUUGUCGUUCAUUUCAGCAAACACGGAGAGCCUCUGAGUGCAUCUCCAGUCUGGAAGCAGGAGAGACAGAAACGCCUCAGAGUCCAGACUCCACCCACGAGCCGGAAUCAAGUCAGAGUGAGGUGACCAAUCAGAGACGAGACUCCACCCACUGUGUGGAGCCAAGUCAAGCCACGAUAGCCAAUCACAAAUAAGAGGCGUGAUGUGACCAUUAAAGGACGGCCCACUGAGUCAGGGGUUCCCAAACGACUUUUUUCUGAACCUUAUUUUAAGUUAUUUAGAUUU
Molecule: messenger RNA, 3479 nt
Organism: Puntigrus tetrazona (Sumatra barb)
Lineage: Eukaryota; Metazoa; Chordata; Actinopteri; Cypriniformes; Cyprinidae
Product: dual 3',5'-cyclic-AMP and -GMP phosphodiesterase 11A-like
Biological process (GO): signal transduction
Molecular function (GO): protein binding; 3',5'-cyclic-nucleotide phosphodiesterase activity
Source: RefSeq, a predicted model, not a curated record